GACUUCAGGGACGGUCUGAGAGUCCAGAUGGUGGUAGGAGUUCAGGAUAGGCCGGCGUUUGGUGAACCUCCCUCACGCAAAAAAGUAUUUCGGACCUUCGGACCGGCGCAUGAUUCCACUGUUUUGGGGAUGUCUUGUGGUCUUCCAAUGCGGAGCAACACAUUUCAAUCUUCGCCUGGCUCCACCGUCUGAAAUGGAUAAAAGACGAAGGCUCAAAGCGUUCAUAGGGCGUUUUUCGCGUCCGUGCGUCCUGCUAUUCGUCUCCUUAUACGUUGGCGCCAAUCUCGACUUAUCUGGACUGAAAGGAUUUUAUUUUUCGUAUUGACUCGGAGCACAAAUUGAAGUGCAUCGCAACCACAUCCGUCCUCGGAAACCACAGCGCUCUCAUUCGCUCUUUCAACCUUUCUCCGUCACCAUGCGUAUUGUGGAUGCUCGUGCCCUCGAAAUCGUCUCCGAUGCGGUCGAUGAAGUCAACAAAAUUAAGGGCUCGGCGGGUCGUGCUUGGGACGAAGCUUCUGAGUUCGACAGUCAGAAGGACAAGCAACAGUUCCGCCAAUACGAAGCUGCUUGUGACCGCGUCAAGAAUUUCUACAAAGAACAACAUGAGAAGCAAACCAUGGAGUUCAACUUGAAGAUUCGCGCUAACUUCAAGAAGACUGUCCGUGCUCGAAUGGGUAUCUGGGAAGCCGUCGAAAUGCUGGACACCCUUGUAGAUGACUCUGACCCUGAUACAAGUGUCUCACAAAUCGAGCAUUUACUCCAGACUGCCGAAGCCAUCCGUCGCGACGGCAAACCCGAGUGGAUGCAAGUCGCUGGUCUCGUACACGACCUUGGAAAGCUCUUAUACCUCUUCGGCUCCGAAGGCCAGUGGGACGUGGUUGGAGACACGUUCGUCGUAGGGUGCAAGUUCUCCGACAAAAUCAUCUACCCAGAGACGUUUGAAGGCAACCCUGACAUUCGUGACCCCGUGUACUCUACCGAGUACGGUGUUUACCAGGCUCACUGUGGCUUAGACAACGUCAUGCUCUCUUGGGGACAUGACGAGUAUUUGUACCACGUCCUCAAGAACCAAAGCACCCUUCCCGAGGAUGCUUUGCACAUGAUCCGUUACCACAGUUUCUACCCCUGGCACCGAGAAGGCGCGUAUCAACACUUGACGAACGCCAAUGAUCAGCGUGCUCUUCAGGCUGUCCGAGCGUUCAAUCCGUACGAUUUAUACAGCAAGAGCGAUGACCCUGUCGAUCCCGAGGUGCUCAAGCCCUACUACCACGGGCUGAUCGAGAAGUUCUUCCCUGCCAUCAUCGAGUGGUGAAGAUGGUUGAUGCCUUAUGUUGUUCUCGUAGAUUACAUCUUUGUUCCGCUCUGUGAAUUGCUCUCUUCUUGUUAUGGGUCUGGAUAUCUCUUCUCUUCUUUUUCAUACCCAUCGUGACUUUUGUUCUGUUCUUGACCUUGUGCCCGUACAUACCAUAGACUUUUUCACUGGAUGUUUCUUUGACUCUGUAAUGCCCUAGAUAAACCCGUUAAACGACGAUUCGGAUGGCCCGUAGUUUAGCAAAAAUAUACCGCUUGACCAAAGC
Somion occarium is the source of this 1577-nucleotide messenger RNA. The record is from the annotation of a GenBank genome assembly. Lineage: Eukaryota; Fungi; Basidiomycota; Agaricomycetes; Polyporales; Cerrenaceae.